AUGGCCGCCUUGCCGCAGCUGCUUCUGACCCUCUUCCCCGCGGCGGUUGCCGUCCUGAUCCUGCUGCUGGCCUCGGCGCCGGCCGCGCGGGCCUCGUCGGCGACGUACCGCUGCGGCUGGUGCCCGCGCAGGUCCACCGCGUCCAUCCUCCCUCCCGACGCCGGCGCGCUCACCGGGGCCGCGUGCGGGUACGGUGGCCCGGCGGCGGCGGAGACGGCCGUCGACGAGGGCUUCCACAUUGCCGCCGUCAGCGCCGGUUUCUUCCGCGGCGGCCGGACAUGCGGCGCCUGCUACCAGCUGAGGUGCAGGGGCCGGAGCGCGUGCGCGAAGGAUGGCGUCAAGGUCGUCGUCGUAGGCGAAGUGCCGGACACGAACAAGACAGCAGCUGGCCGCUUUCUGCUCACCAAGGACGCCUUUGCCGCCAUGGCCACGCCAGACCGUGGCGCCGAGCUCGCGGACGCGGCCCUCGACGUGGACUUCAGGAGGAUUCCCUGCGUGUACAAGAGCAAGAACCUGGCCGUUAAAGUAGAGGAGACGAGCAGCAGGGACCAGGGCUACCUCGCCCUCCGCUUCCUCUACCAGGGCGGCCAGACCGACAUCGCCGCCGUCGAGGUCGCGCAGGCGGUCACCGGUUCUAGCUGCACCAACAGCGACGCAGCACCGUUGCCAACAUCAUGGCAGUACAUGACCCGGCGCGAGGCGUCCCCCUCGGUGUGGCGCACGUCGCGCGUGCCGGCCGGUCCGCUGCAGCUCCGGCUCGUGGUCACCGCGGGCUCCGGCGGCAAGUGGCUGCGCGCCGACUGGGCGGUGCUCCCCGCUGAGUGGCAGCCCGGCGAGGUCUACGACACCGGUCUGCGCGUCACCGACGUCGCCGCAAACACCUGCGGCGGCGCCUCCUGCUCGGCCACGGACGAGGGCGACGACGCCGAGCAGCUCCGAUGA
Triticum turgidum subsp. durum (durum wheat) is the source of this 942-nucleotide messenger RNA. The record is from the annotation of a GenBank genome assembly. NCBI's taxonomy places the organism in Eukaryota, Viridiplantae, Streptophyta, Magnoliopsida, Poales, Poaceae.